AUUAAACAAAUUUCGACACAGGGAAAUUCAAUUUAGUUUCAAUAAUUAUCGACAUUGGAUAUGAUUCUGACAUCUUAUGCUUCGAAGGGAUAAGGGUUGAGGAAAGCAUAAAAGAUGGCGAAAAGCGUUGAAGAAGAAGUGGAGAGGAUGAAAGCGCUGGAAGCCCGCAUAAAAGCGCCCUCUAUAUGGGGCCGGGUGCAGUGUGGACUCAGGUUUGAGGAUCUGCAGGACAGAAGAUAUGAAGAAGCCGUCAAGUUCCUGAAGACGCAUUAUCUUACCGAAGAAAUAACAUAUCGAUCGGUGAAGAUUGUCGAUGACAAAGAAGGAACCGAUGAGUUUAUCCACCAGGCGAGGAUAUGGAUGAAAGACAAAAUGUCUAUAGCAGUUGUUAAGGAGGGUACGGAUAAGUUAGUUGGACUGCUUAUCAUGAGGAUACAGGAGAAGAGUGCACAUUCUCGUACAUUCAGCCGCGUGAAGAUCGCCUACAACAAAUUAUAUUCGACGGUGACAACGUUCAACAACGAAGUCGAGAAGCCAGUGGACGUGUUUGACAGACUCGGAGUUAGACGAUACUUAAAGAUAUAUGUGUUCGCUUUGAAACCGAGAUACCGACAUAGGGGUUUAGCCAAAGAGUUGCUAAAAGCGGCGAUAGCAUUGUGCGAAAGUGCGAGUGUGCCAGCGAUCACGGGCCUAUUUUUCACGGCUAGAGGACAACAGAUAGCCGAAGAAUUGGGCUUUCAGAAGUUCCAUGAGAUAUAUUAUGUGCGUUACUUGAUAGAUGAUGAGAUUGUAUUCUGGGAUACCGGCCUGGGUAACUAUGGUUGUGCACUCAUGGGGUACCGUCUCCCAUCCGUAGAAGAGCCGAUGGAAAUCAAGGCACAAGCCUCGUCCAGAUUCAAUAUACAGCCUGCUGAUGAGGAUGAGCAAGAACAAUCCUGAAAACAUAGCAAAUGUUAGAGAGUCUCCGCCUUAUAAUAUCAGAAUGCCAACCAGAUGGUCGGUCUAUUUUAUGGGGGGUCCUAUAGACACUACGUCUUCCGGAAUGUGGUACACCAUUCGAGGACUUUACUGCCCCAACUGCCAUCUGUCCGUCUGAUUUGCGCCCUGCCCACUGCCACUUCAGUUUCGAAACCAUCUGGGCUAUGUGAUGACUUUGGCAUUACAUCAUAACCCAUUAUAAC
Leptidea sinapis is the source of this 1181-nucleotide messenger RNA. RefSeq lists its product as uncharacterized. NCBI's taxonomy places the organism in Eukaryota, Metazoa, Arthropoda, Insecta, Lepidoptera, Pieridae. Gene Ontology annotation, molecular function: N-acetyltransferase activity. The transcript is spliced from 7 exons. Bases 115 to 939 code for a protein of 274 amino acids. The record is from RefSeq and is a predicted model, not a curated record.